Molecule: messenger RNA, 5439 nt
Organism: Salvelinus namaycush (lake trout)
Lineage: Eukaryota; Metazoa; Chordata; Actinopteri; Salmoniformes; Salmonidae
Gene: bcan
Product: brevican
Exons: 13
Coding region: 1-5439 (1812 amino acids)
Biological process (GO): cell adhesion
Molecular function (GO): hyaluronic acid binding
Source: RefSeq, a predicted model, not a curated record
AUGCUCCUGUCUUUGCUGCUGUGUGCCAUCUGUCCGCUCGUCCUACCGUCCUCCUCUACCCCCAGCCAAGCCUCAGAUGACUCCAGACUCCUACAGGUGACCAUCCCUACGACCCCUCCCUUAUCUGCCAUCUUGGGGGGCUCUCUUACCCUACCUUGCCUGGUGUCUCUGUCCCACCCGCCCCCCAAUACAAAUGGCCGCCAUGCCGUACUCUCCCUACCCAGGGUCAAGUGGAGCGUGCUGUCCCAGGGACACGAGACUGAGAUCCUGGUGGCCCGAGGGGACAGGGUGAAGGUCAGCGAGGCCUACAAGGACAGAGCCUCCCUGCUCCAUUACGCCUCCUCCCCAGCCGACCUCACCCUGAGGCUGAAGGGCCUGCAGUACAACGACUCUGGCUUCUACCGCUGUGAGGUGCAGCAGGGCCUGGAGGAUGCCAACGAUGUGGCUCAGGUCAAGGUCAAAGGGGUGGUGUUCCACUACCGGGAUGCUUCCAGUCGCUAUGCCUUUACCUUUGCGCAGGCCCGGUAUGCCUGUGAGGAGAUCGGGGCUCACAUCGCCACCCCAGAGCAGCUCUUGGCAGCCUACCACAGUGGCUAUGAGCAGUGUGAUGCGGGCUGGCUCUCAGACCACUCAGUGAGAUAUCCCAUCCAGAUGCCACGAGAGGGAUGUUUUGGAGACAUGGAUGGGCAUCCUGGAGUGAGGAACUAUGGGCUGCUGGAACCUGAUGAGCUGUACGAUGUAUACUGUUAUGUGGAGAAUAUAGAGGGGGAAGUGUUCCAUGGAUCUGCCCCCCGAAGUUUCACCCUAUGGGAAGCUAAGGCCUAUUGUCUGGCUCAGGGAGCGGAGCUGGCUACCACAGGUCAGCUGUAUGCAGCCUGGAAUGACGGACUGAACGCCUGCAGCCCGGGGUGGUUGGCUGAUGGGAGUGUACGCUACCCCAUUGUCACUCCCAGGGAGCGUUGUGGUGGAGGGGAGCCUGGGGUCAGGACUGUCUAUCGCCAUUUGAACCAGACAGGCUUUCCAGAGGCACACACUCGCCACGACACUUACUGCUUCCGAGGCAACAGCAACACUCACACCGAAUCUCCCCAUGAUUACCUGGCAACAGAGCCAGAGGACAUCAGCCAGGACAUUGUGACGCUGCCUGAGCCUCUGGAGGAAUUCAGCCUGGGUCAGGUGACGGAGCAGGUGGUGAGCGAAGAAGCUCAGGGCUCCCUGACUGCCGUCCCUGUUCCAGAGGAGCAGCACGCAUCAGAGCAUAUAGAGGAGCAAGGGGCUGUCCCUGGAGAGCAGUACCCAGAGCAGGGGGCUGUCCCUGGAGAGCAGUACCCAGAGCAGAGGGCUGUCCCUGGAGAACAGUACCCAGAGCAGAGGGCUGUCCCUGGAGAACAGUACCCAGAGCAGGGGGCUGUCCCUGGAGAACAGUACCCAGAGCAGAGGGCUGUCCCUGGAGAACAGUACCCAGAGCAGAGGGCUGUCCCUGGAGAACAGUACCCAGAGCAGAGGGCUGUCCCUGGAGAACAGUACCCAGAGCAGAGGGCUGUCCCUGGAGAACAGUACCCAGAGCAGAGGGCUGUCCCUGGAGAACAGUACCCAGAGCAGGUGGCUGUCCCUAGAGAGCAGUACCCAGAGCAGGUGGCUGUCCCUGGGGAGCACGGAGAAGAACAGGGGUUUGUUCCUGGAGAACACGGAGAGGAGCAGGGGGCUGUUACUGAGGAGGCCUACACCAAGGAGGAUGGAGAGGAGCAGGCGGCUGUGCCUGGUCAGCACAGAGAGGAACAGGGGGUUGUUCCUGGGGAGCAGUACCCAGACCAGCCUGGAGAGGAGCAGGGGGCUGUCGAUGGCCAGGGCCCUACUGUUGUCUAUCACGAGGAGCUACCCUUUCCGGUUGAACCCCAAGACCCAUUCACCCCCACAUCCUUCCCCCAAGACCUGGAGCCCACAGAGGACACCUGGCAGCCGGUGAAAGAGGUCAGCAACCCAGAAUCAUAUCAGCCUGCCCCUGAGGAGACAAACUUAGACUCAAACUACCCAGUCACACCCUAUGAUGAGCUGAAUGCAAACCCAACACUGUAUCCACUUUCUCCCGAGACAAAUUAUGAGUCAGGUGAUCUUACAACUGCUCAUGAAGACAACAUUAGUAGCCCCGAUCCCUACCAGCCCUUGUCAGAGUCAAACGGGGAAUCAGGAGAGCUCUCUAUAGAGGGUGUACCAGGGACUGCUCUGGAGGCCCCCGUGCCCACCACAGGGUAUGAGGAGGUGGACGGGUCCAGUGAUCCACAGCCCAUGCCUGGCACAACCCCUGAGAGUGGUGUGUCUCAGUAUGGUAUUUCAGAGGAAAGCCAUCUGCAAACAGGGAUCACCCAGGAGACCGAACACUACACUUUUACCUCUGAGACCGCAGGCUACAAUGUAUCAGGAGUUGAAGCCACUACUAGUCAUGACAGCUCUCCAGAGGAGCAACUGGAAAGUGGGCUGCCCACACCUCCUGAGGAGGACCACUCCGGAGAUGAACAUGUCAUCCAGGAGCAUGUCACAGACACAGACUCGGUCUACCCAAGCACCUCUUACGACCUCUCAGGAGGGUCCAUCAGGCCUGAGGGAGCCAUCGCUGGGGGUGUUGAGGAGACAUCUGUAUCUUCCACUUCACCUCACGAGGAAACGGAGCUCUUCCCUGACCAGUCCACCACUCAGCCUCCAUACUGGGAGAACACACCUGAAUACCGCCGAACCAACUCUGUGGACCACAGUGCCAGUGUCCUUCUCCCUGAGGAGCAUACCACAUCACUGGACUCAUUGGUAAUCCAGACAGCGGAGAACAGUGGCUCUGCUACUGCUGAGUCAGGAGACCUGGCUACCCUAAGCCCAGUGGAGAUGGACCCCUAUGAACUGAUCCCUACCUCUGAAUAUGCUUUUGACCCCACUCAGGAGCAGUCUGGUGUCACGUCACCUGACUCCUCUACCCUAGAUGACCAUGUGGAGCAGAAGGCAGGAGGCACAGUGGACUCAUUAUCAGAAGUUUCCAUGGGCUCCACUGACCUGGGUUCAGUUCCAACUGACGAAGUCCUCACAGUUACUUAUGACACUGGCUCUAAUGAAGCCUCUGGGGUCCACGAGGGAAUGCUUGACUUUACCCUCUUGACAUCCCCCAAACCUAUAACCUAUUCCCCCCCGACCCAGCGAUCCGUGGAAGCAGAGGACAGCUCCCCAGGUGACUUCAUAACCUUCAUCCCAGAAUCCAGCGUUCCAUCUGGGUUUGAUCCCCUGGAGGAAGGGCUGGAGAAGGUGGAGCAAGAGGGGUUGGGUGAAAUCUCAGAAGUAGUCGAAACUACUACUCCAGAGACAGCUUCUGGUGAGGAGGGGAGUGGAGAUGAGCAGAAUGGUCAGGAGGUGAGUGGAGAAGAGGAGAGUGGUCAGGAGGUGAGUGGAGACAAGAAGAGUGGUCAGGAGGUGAGUGGAGACGAGAAGAGUGGUCAGGAGGUGAGUGGAGAUGAGAAGAGUGGUCAGGAGGUGAGUGGAGACGAGGAGAGUGGCCAGGAGGCGAGUGGAGACGAGGAGAGUGGUCAGGAGGUGAGUGGAGACGAGGAGAGUGGUCAGGAGGCGAGUGGAGACGAGGAGAGUGGUCAGGAGGCGAGUGGAGACAAGGAGAGUGGCCAGGAGGCGAGUGGUCAGGAGGCGAGUGGAGAUGAGGAGAGUGGUCAGGAGGCGAGUGGAAACGAGGAGAGUGGCCAGGAGGCGAGUGGAGACGAGGAGAGUGGUCAGGAGGCGAGUGGAGACGAGGAGAGUGGUCAGGAGGCGAGUGGAGACGAGGAGAGUGGUCAGGAGGCGAGUGGAGACGAGGAGAGUGGUCAGGAGGCGAGUGGAGACCAGGAGAGUGGCCAGGAGGCGAGUGGAGACCAGGAGAGUGGCCAGGAGGCGAGUGGAGACGAGGAGAGUGGUCAGGAGGCGAGUGGAGACGAGGAGAGUGGUCAGGAGGCGAGUGGAGACGAGGAAAGUGGUCAGGAGGCGAGUGGAGACGAGGAGAGUGGUCAGGACGCAAGUGGAGACGAGGAGAGUGGUCAGGAGGCGAGUGGAGAUGAGGCGAGUGGAGACAAGGAGAGUGGUCAGGAGGUGAGUGGCCAAGAGGGAGUAGAGUCCGGCUCAGGAUCAGGAUCAGGCGAGGUGCAUUCUGCAUCUGCUGAAUCUGGAGAAAGCUCAGGGAUCCUUGAACCAGAAGUCCCAUACAUCAAUGAAACUGUCACUCCCAUCAAUGGCACAACUGUCAAUGGCACAGAUGAAAGCGAGCCUGAGUCGAGCACAGAUGCGCCCUCUACUGACAUGGAGAUCACGCUGCUCCCUGACUUGUCCCAGACCCCUGUGCCCUCACCCACCGUACCCCAGGAGUCCCGGGCCGAUGUAGAUCUGGAGUACAGUGGGGAGACCUCAGUCACGGAGGAUCCUGACUCCAUCACUCCACCCACUGAGGAGCCUGAGGAGACCCCCAGCCCGACGCCCACCACAGUAGACUACGAUGACCAGACUACGACGGCAGCACCCCUAUAUCCAGAGGACGUUGAUGAGGAGAAACUGAUUACCACUCCUACUACUCCAAGAUUUGGGAACAUUUCAGUGUCCUCUCCUACCUUUGUCUCAGAUGCCUGCCUAGAUAAUCCUUGUUCCAACGGGGGAACAUGUGUCGACAGUGGGUCUUCAACCAAGUGCCUUUGCUUGCCCACCUAUGGAGGAAACAUGUGCCAGACAGACCUGGAGGUGUGUGAGCCGGGUUGGGAAAAGUUCAUGGGCUUCUGUUACCAACAUUUCACCAAGCGUCAGGGCUGGGAGGUGGCAGAGCAGCACUGUCGUUUGUGUGGCGGUCACCUGAUCUCGGUCAUGACCCCUGAGGAACAGGACUACAUUAAUGAUAAGUACAGAGAGUACCAGUGGACGGGACUGAAUGACAGGACAAUAGAGGGAGACUUCCGCUGGUCUGACGGGAAUCCUCUGUUGUAUGAGAACUGGUACCGGGGCCAGCCGGACAGUUACUUCCUGUCUGGAGAGGACUGUGUGGUGAUGGUAUGGCAUGACGGGGGGCGCUGGAGCGAUGUGCCCUGUAACUACCACCUCUCCUACACCUGCAAGAAGGGCACCUCUUUCUGUGGCCAGCCCCCCGUCAUUGCCAACGCCAAGGUGUUUGGUAAGUCGCAUCUGCGCUACGAGACCAACUCCAAGGUGCGCUACUACUGUGAAGAAGGAUUCCUCCAGACACAGAACCCCGUCAUUAAGUGCCUAUCCAACGGCCAAUGGGAGGAGGCUUUGAUCAACUGUCACCCUGCCCUGACCAACUUAGCAGAGGGAGAGCAGAAGGUCACAACACCACCCUAUCAGAACGAGGGGGUGGAGGUGGUGGACACAGCCACGGAGAAAGCCACUUCAGAGUUCUGGGACAUCAAGUGGAACUAA